Pelecanus crispus (Dalmatian pelican) is the source of this 2560-nucleotide messenger RNA. The record is from RefSeq and is a predicted model, not a curated record. NCBI's taxonomy places the organism in Eukaryota, Metazoa, Chordata, Aves, Pelecaniformes, Pelecanidae.
UGUAUCCAUAAAUAUGUAUUUAAAGAAUUAGAAGCCUUGAAAGCACGUUUCUUGAAGCACACUCUUCAAACAUCAAAAUCCAAAGCUGAACGGACCAUAAACAUGAACAUUAUUCGUAAGGAGACUACAUCUGAAGGAAAGGAGGAACUGAAAGCAGACGUGGUACCAGCAGUAUUAGCUGCGGAGAGCCUGGAUGAAAGAGUCCACACAAAGCCAGGUGAAAAGCUACAAGCGCUGAAGGCUAAACUCCAGGAGGCCAUGAAACUCCGCAGGACUGAGGAACGCCAAAAGCGGCAAGCAUUGUUUAAACUGGAUAAUGAGGACAUGUUGGAGGAAGAAGAGGAGGAGGAGGAAGAGAUGACAGAUGAGUCUGAGGAAGAGGAAGAAGGCGAUCAUGAGAAUGUGGAAUUUCUGCUUGGCGAAGCAGAGGAAGAUAAUGAAGAGGAAGAUAAUGAAGAUAUAGAAGAGAAACACAUUGAAGAUGGUGAUAAAGAAACCGACAAAGAAUCAAUUGAUGGAGAAAAGCUGGAGAAAUCUGUGCAUUGUGAUUCUGUUCCCAAGCCACCUUCGACAGAGUCUACAUUGAUGCUUUUUAAGGACAGCUCCUCCAAAAUGGGGUAUUCUCUUCCUGAUGAGAAACUUGAAAUGGAAGAAGCUGCAGACAAAGGACCUACCAAGUUAGAGGAUGAUGAUUCGUUUUCUCUACCAACACCAGCAAAAGAGAAUAGCCAUAACAGCAGCUUUGAGUUGAUUGGCUCCAUGAUUCCAUCAUAUCAGCCCUGUAACAAACAGAUGUCACGUGGGGGGAACUUUUUAUCUGCAGCAGGAGGUUUCAGGUCACCUUCCCCAGGUUUCUUCAAAACAAGCUUUAUCAGCUCUGCUUCCAAGAGCUCAGGAAAGACGUCUGAGCCCUCUCUUCCCAUAGAAGAUUCCCAGGACCUGUAUAAUGCCUCUCCUGAGCCUAAGAGUUUAUUUCCAGGGGCUGGGGAGUCACAGUUUCAAUUUUCUCUGGAAGAUGACACUCAGAGCCAGCUGCUUGAUGCAGAUGGGUUCUUGAAUGUUGGACAACAUAGGAAUAAAUACCAGUCCUCAAAGCAUCAGCUGACUCUGGCUAGUAUGGAUGAGAAUGCAAUGGAUGCCAAUAUGGAUGAGUUACUGGACUUGUGUUCUGGACAGUUUAGUAGUCAAACUGAACACGUGCCAAAUACCAGCAGCAGCAAAAAGCAGAACAUGGAAGAAUUGCUCGAUCUUUGCUCAGGAAAAUUUGUGUCUCAGAGUUCUCCAACAUGGGCAUCUUCAGUAUCUUCCAAGGCGGAAAAAGACAGUGAUAUAGAAGAUCCAAUGGCAGAAGCUCUAGCACUUUGUUCAGGCUCCUUUCCCACAGACAGGGAAGAGGAAGACGAGGAGGAGCAAGAAGAACUUGGUGAUUUUCAGCUUGUAACAGAUGACAAUGCCUUUGAUAGUGAAGAGGAUGAAAAAAGUGGAGAUAGUGAUGCUGAAGAAGCAGAAGUGAGUGAUGAAGAAGAACCACUGCUGAGACAUAGACAGGGCUUGAAGAAGAAACUAAAACUGCAGGAUUUCAUGGAAGAUGAGGCAGAGCUGUCAGGGAGUGAUGUGGGAAGCGAGGAUGAAUAUGACGGUGAAGACCUGAACGAAUAUGAAGAAGAGAUUAUUGAUGAGGAACUCCCUAAUGAAGUUGAAUUAGAAAACCAAAUACAGAAAUUACAUAUGAAGGCAAUGCUUGAUGAUGACAAGCGUCAGUUGCGCUUGUACCAGGAGCAAUACCUCAUUGAUGGUGACCUGCAUAGCGAUGGCCCUGGCAGAAUGAGGAGAUUCAGAUGGAAAAACAUAGAUUAUGCUUCACAGAUUGACUUGUUUCAGAGAGAUUCAGAUAAUGAUGAUGAAAAUGAACAGUUUGAUGAGACAGAAGCAAAAUGGAGGAAAGAGCGAUUUGAACGAGAACAGUGGCUUCGUGAGCAGAAGGAAAAAAAUAAAGAGCAGGAGGAGGAGGAGGAGGAAGAAGAAAUCGGUGAAGACAGCCAAUUCAUGAAACUAGCAAAAAAAGUAACUGCUAAGUCCCUACAGAAGAAAGCAAGCCCAGCAGUAGUGGCACAAGACACAACGCUACUACCCAGGAACCCGUUUGAAGCAUUCAGACCUGGCAGCGACAUUCAGAUAAAAAAUGGGUCUCUCUUGAACAGACCUAAAGCUGUCCUUCAGAAACUAGCAGCAAUGUCAGAUCUUAAUCCAAACGCACCUCGAAAUUCAAGGAAUUUUGUCUUUCAUACACUUUCCCCAGACAAGAGUGCAGAGGCCAAGGAGAAAUCAAAACUUCAGGUGAAGAAAAGAGGUCCUGCUGCAGUGCUAACAUCUCUGGCCAAACGGCCUAGGGUAGAGAGCACAGAGGAAACAAGUCAAAGCCGAAGCAUAUUUCAAUACUUGGAGAGCUGAAUGUUUCUGUUUAGGGCCAGAGGUUGUAUCUUGUCUUUUUGCCAGUUGUGGUUUGUUUUGCAAAUCUGCUAGCUAUUGGCAGGAAGGUAAACACAUUGCUGUAUAUUCU